AUGACACAGUGGUGGCAGAGCACAGAACUACAGAGCACAGAACUACAGAGCACACAGCCCCAGAACCACAGCACACAGACACGGCAGGCCCAGGACCACACAGCACACAGCCACGGCAGGCCCAGGACCACACAGCACACAGACACGGCAGGCCCAGGACCACACAGCCCCAGAACCCACAGCACACAGACACGGCAGGCCCAGGACCACACAGCACACAGACACGGCAGGCCCAGAAUCACACAGCCACGGCAGGCCCAGAAUCACACAGCCACGGCAGGCCCAGAACCACAGAGAACACAGCCAUGGCAAUUGAACGAGCCAAUUGAUGGGCGCCUGAGGCCAGGGGAUCAGCUCAUUGCCAUCAACAAGGAGUCCUUGAUAGGUGUGACCCACGAGGAAGCUAAGAGCAUGGUCAACAAGGUCAAAUUCAGUCAAGAGGCGGUGGUGGAGGUUGCUUUCAUCCCUGGUAAAGGUCCGUUCCCCAACAGCACGUCUUUACACAACGGUGUCCAGCGCGGCGUUGGCAACGGGUACAGCUCCGGACGCUUAAAAGUCCACGUCAGAUCACCAGAGAUCCGUACGGGGGAACCUGCCCCACUGCCUUCACCCUCCCCUGACAUCUGCCCUCCAGAUAUACACAUUUCAGGCUCGGCCCCCACCCAGAGAACAGUGUUGUCUGCAGCCAAACCCAAGAUCUCCCUGGACCCUCACAUACGCCUCAAGUCUGACAAACUGGACCUGGCGUUGUCGUACCUGGGUCUGGACGUGACGGAGGAGAAGAGGAGGAAGCUGAGACAAAGUCUUAUCACUGACCCACAGGGAACCGUGUCCUACGGAGACUUUGUUGAGGCCACACGCAACGUCUACCAAGAGAAUCUGGAGGAGGCGGGACUAGGGCAGAAAGAGUUCAUGUUCUCCUAUCACGAAGCAGCUAGCUUGAUGGACACCUCUGCCUUCCACUCCCCGACCUUUGAUUCAGAUUCCUACAGUAGUGAAGAACUGGAGCACUUUCAGGCGGAGGUGAAACAGCUGCAGAACCAGAUUAAACAACUCAAGUCCAAUCACAGUCAGCCUGCUGGUUUUCCUACACUACCCCAGAUCAGUCAGCCUGCUGGUUUUCCUACACUACCCCAGGUCAGUCAACCUGAUGGUUUUCCUACACCACCCCGGGACACAGAGCACAGCAAGUCGACCCUGGAGGAGGAGCUACACAACACCUCAGAGAAAGCGUGUGCGACGGUGGAGGAGAACAGUCGUCUGAAGACUCGUGUGCAGGUAGCGGAGGCAGUGCAGAGAGACAGACAGAGUAACAGUGCAGAGCAGGACUAUGAAGAGGUCAUUACACUGCUAGAGGCUGAGAUCAAAGACCUGAAGAACCAACUGGCGGGCAAGAAACAGAAGGGUCUGGAAGCUACUAAGGAAGAUGUGAUGGAGUUAAACAGGAAGUUGUCAAUGAUUGACUGUCAGCUGAGGAGGUCUGAGCUGAGCAGAAGACACCUGGAGAUCUCCAACAAGAAACUACUGGGAUUCGCACAGAAUGUUCACAAAGUGCUCACCACCCCCAGUUUGUUUGGAAUGGAAAAUGGGAGUAGCAGGACCUCUCCAGCCACAGACAGUCCAGAGACCCCCUCUCCCAUCCCAGACCCAGCCUGCCAGUUAGCUGCAGAGGCCAGGGAGCUGGUGGAGGGGGUCAGAUCCCUGAGCAGCACCGAUGAUACAGCCCCUCUCAGUGACUCAGAGGUGGGGGAACCACCUGACCCAGCCAUGGACCCUAACCGGGCCACACACCCUCAUAGCUCGCCGGCUCAGACAUCUCCUACAGAAGAUCCAGCCAAAGACAAGCGCCGCCAGUAGAGAACGUUCAGAGAACGUCACAGAGAGCGUUUUAGAGAACGUUACGAGGAUGUGAAAAGAACAACGUGGCUGGGGACUAGGCUCAGAAGAACACAGUGGUUGGCUGACUACGUUUACCUAAAAACUACCAACGACCCUUUAAAAGACCGACAGACAGAUUGAGAGAGACAACCAGACAGACUGUAUGUAGGAUGCUAUGCAGUGUGCGUAAAAAAAGAAAGAAAACACUUACAACUCAGCUUCAGUCAAUGUUCUGGGAUUGCUCUACUGAUUAACCGCAAAAUGUUCUAGUUUAUCUGUUUUCUAAUACAGCUGUGUGUGUACUUACGUUUCUCUGUUGAUAUUUAGCAUUUGUCAGAAUGUGAACAAAGGGGAGAUUCUCAACUGGGAGAAUCUCCCCUUCCUGGGAAGGAUAGCAGGUUUUGAGGUGAAAUGGCAGAGACUUGUAGAUGCAGUUCAGUUUGUUCCAAAGAGCUUGCCGUAGCCGAUUAGACAGCACUACAAAGCCAAGGCGCUACCGUUGGGUGUGUAGGUGUACAGACAUACAGCAUGAGCUAUGAUGAUGAUGAUAAUGAUGAUGAUGCAAUGAACCUUUCUAUCCCUGAGUUCCAAUACUCUGUAAAAGAUGAAUUCUCUCAUGUCCUAUUUCCUUGUAUCCUAUUUCCUUGUAUCCUUCCUGACCACUGAAAUCUGGAGAGACCGGAUAGUGACGUUCAAUAUGCCGGUAUGACAUUGGCUGCUCGUCAAAUUGGUUCCAUCCGUUUAUUUUUGGGAUCAGUGGUCCUCAAGGACACGAAGAGAGAUGAAGACGUUUGUGUUCAUUAUCUGAGACGGGACAGAAAUGUGUAUUUUUGCUCACAACAGUUCCCAGAGUUGAGGAGAAGAAGCCAGACGAGGGUAUUGGAACCUAGCCCUAGCUGUGUCUAUAGCUGUAUCGCCAUGGCUACAGUAAGUGCCCUGUAUGUGUAUACUUCAGAGAGAGAGAGAGAGAGGAUAACAUGGACGAUGUGCCCUGAUCCAAAGCGUCUCAUCCUGAUGACAUCGUGUCACCAUGGUGAUGACCCUGUGUACAGAAACGGUUUGUCCCUUAUACUGACGUGCUCUGAUGAACUGUCUGUCUGUUUUGAAGAUGAUUUUGUACUGGAAAAGCCCAUUUUCUGUUACGGAUACCGAGGUAGAGGAAGAAGCGUUAGGACCUGCACGAGCUGUCAUGGCGACGCCGAGACGUCUGCUUUUGCUGUUAUUAUAAAACCUUGUAAAUCUUUAAGCUGAAAUAAAUAUUGCACUCUCCUUUGAUGUCCUUCUCCACAUCUGCUGACUGACACACACACACACACACACACACACACACACACACACACACACACACACACACACACACACACACACACACACACACACACACACACACACACACACACACACACACACACACACACACACACACACACACACAAACAAAUCCGCUGGACCAAGCCAGAGCUUACUAUAGUAUGUCUGUGUCAGUUGAAGCUCGUUCAAGGCUUUGUCUAUGAGGAUUCCUUCCUUCCUUACUGUUGAGUUCUGUGAAUACUUACUACGCUGUCAUAUCACAUAUGUUCCGUGACUUCUGUUAGAACUGCGUCUCCAUAGCGACAGCUGUGUGGAAGUUCCGUUCCAUAACCCACAGUUUGUUGUCUUGUUCUCUGAGAUUGAGGUUAUGUCACCAAGACAAUAAAAAAAGAAUGGAAAAAACAACAACAAUGGCCUUUUAGCAGUGGCUGUGUCUCGAUAGUCGCAACUAGCUCCCUUUCCUUGUGUCCUUUCCUUGUGUCCUUUUCCUUCAUGAUCAGUGAUAUGGAAAGAAGUGAUACUGUAGGUAAAAAAAGCAAUAUGGUGGAAAGCCACCCAAUCCUUUCACCUGUUAGAGGUCCCGAAGGAAAGGAAAUGAGGGGAGGAGACAAGUAAAGGAAGUAAUGAAAGAGUAAUGAGACCCAGCCGGUGUCUAUCAACUCAAAACACCUGAUACUUCCUCAGUGCUAAUGAAGGAAAGGAGACGAGGAAGGAAGCCAAUGACGAGUAUUGAGACACAACGCAAAGCAGUGUAUCUCAACUGGAAACAUCAUCAGUACCAAACUAUCACUGCAUGGUUCUGGUUCUGGUUCUGGUUCUGACCACCUGUCGUUCAACAUCCAACUGUGGAAUCAAAUGUUUGGUUUCAGGAAUGUAGAGAGAAACAUGAGUUAUACUGUUUAAAACAAUAGGUUGUAUGAUAACGAUACCUGUGUGGUGGGAUGUAUGGGCUGCGUCCCAAUAAUCUCUCCGUUCUCCCGAAGUGUGCACUCGUUCACUUUCCUUUAUGGAUUUCAGAGGACAUGACUGGAAUAUGGAACUCCCUCUAGAAUCCAGCCCAUAUGCCAACACAUAUCCAUGUAUUUUACAUUCGUAUGGAGUAGUGAACGAGAGCACACUUCAGGAAAGAAAGAGAGAGUUUUGGGACACAAGUCAAGGAGAUGUGUACAACAGGAGGUAACAUUAAUAAGACCGUAGCUAAAUGUGUCCGAGGUGUAAUGUUUAUAUUGUUACAUGCACACGCUUUACCAAACUGACUGACAUGUAGUCCUGUAAUUGAACUAGAUUGCAUCAUUAUGUGUGGCCUCUGAACUUUCUUUCACUGUUUUUAAUAAAGGAUUAACC
Messenger RNA from Oncorhynchus gorbuscha (pink salmon), 4533 nucleotides. RefSeq names its product syntaxin-binding protein 4-like. Gene Ontology annotation, molecular function: protein binding. The coding region runs from base 1 to 1857 and encodes 618 amino acids. The transcript is spliced from 16 exons. Lineage: Eukaryota; Metazoa; Chordata; Actinopteri; Salmoniformes; Salmonidae. The record is from RefSeq and is a predicted model, not a curated record.